GAAGAGGAAGAAAUGAAAUUCAUGGCCCGGUACGAAGUAGCGCAGUCGCCACUUGAACAGCCCCCAGCGGCCGGCUCUGGUGCGAUCUCUCCAGCGCCAGCACCUCAAAGUAAGCGGACGCGAACAGCCAUCGCCGCCGGCGGCGUUUCCUGCGCCCUCUCGCUUUCCGUGGCCGCCUUCGUCAUCAUCUGGCUCUCGGCUCGGCUGACCGCCAUGCGGCGCAAUGACACCGUCCUCCGGGAGACGCCGUUCUGCUGCCCCCGCGAGGCGGCCGAACUGUUCGCCGUCAUCGACAACCAGGCGGCGCCCUGCGAGGACUUCUUCGCCUACGUCUGCAAGAACGCCGUCGGCCAAUACGUAACACAGCGGAACGUUGAGCACGACGUUUUGUGGGACAUCGAUGCGCACAUCCUCACGGGCACCUCAAACUACAGUGUGAAAGCCGCUCCAGCACUUCAGGCAUUGUACACAUCGUGCGUCACUGAGAUAUGGCAGCCAGAUCUGCGACUGAGAGACACCCUGGCGGCCGUUUUUGAAAUCGCCAACACCACGAAGCGCAUGAGCCACGCCCAACUUCUACGCUUUGCCUUGGAAGUCCAGACACGGUACGACCUCGCUUUCUACUUCUCUGUUUACGACGACCACGGUGACAUCUACUUCACAAGGAACCUGCUCCGGGUCGCGGCCUUCAGACAUUUUUGCGACGACGCCUGUUAUUCCACCGUCCUGUCCGCAUUUAACGCGCACUUCGGCGCUAACCUCACUAAAGAACAAAUAGCCGCAUGGGAGCAGCUGUUUACUGACGACCACACACAACCAGACUUCAUCGCUUGGGACGAGAUUUCCGCGGUUUUCGGAGGCAUGGAAGCGGAGCAGUUCAAGGCCAUAUUGCGCGAGUUCUUUACCUACGUCGACACCGCGAACUCGGUAAUUGUGUUAUCCAAGCCGGAGCUGUUCGCCGACAUAGCGCGUUUUUGGAACGUCGCAAAUCAGCCCCUGUCGCUGUGUCACGCACUGAUCGUCGUCGCACUCAGUGCCCUGGAAUGGAUCGUCUUCGGAGACGCAGCGUUAAACUCGCCCGGGCUGCGUAGCGCAGACGUCUGCGAGCUUCACCUCCGCGGAAACCAGCAGUUGUGGAGGGCCACUUACGUCGCGGCCCUCACGAGCCCCGACAAGGACCGCCAACUGCGCAAAAUCUUCGAGGCGACAAGGCAGAGCUUCGUCCGUUACGAGCCGCUUCGACAGCUCGUGGCAACCGGAAACGACACGGCGAACUUCGAGGAUCUAAUGCGGAGCCUCACUCUCAUGCUUCCGGGAGACCUCGUCCUGCCGGAAAUGGCCGUGCCCGCGUUGAACAACAGUGGUUUCGUGCGCAACAUCUUCCGCUUGACGAGCUUCGAAUACGACGUAAGAGUGGAGAAGGAGCGACGAGGAAUGCCUGCCCUCGCCGAGAGUUUCCUCGAGUCUGCGGCUGAACGAAUGCUGUUUGUAAACAAGAGCACCCUCUACGUGACUGCGCCUGCGUACACCUGGCUGAGCGCCGGCACCGCCAAUCCUCUUCUCGCGGAUGCGCCGGUGAUUGCGAGCCGCAUGGCGUACUGGAUGUGGAGAAACGUCCGCGAUUGGAGUGGCUGGUCGACAAGGACACAGAGCGCCCUACACUCCUUUCAGGAAUGCGUGCAGAAGUCAGAGAGGCUGUCCAUGUACGACUACAAGGACGACCUGUUUGCGCUGACCAUGGGCCUGAGGAUAGCCGCGAGUGUCGCAGCCUCGAGCACUGCCGGCGGGGAUCCCGCAAGGACCGAGUGGUUUCGAACGAAACUCGCCUGGAGCCUGUACCGCAUGUCCGAGGCGCAGUUCUUCUACGCCCGUUACGCCUACUUCCGAUGCAGCAGAGACGACAGCCGCGGUUGGGUGAAUGGGCCUACCAGGCACAGCGCCGACUUCUCAAUCGCGUUCAAAUGCCAGCCGAUGAGCAACGUCGGGAAUGAGAGCGGCUGCUCCGACUUUGCGAAAACGCGCGGCACUUUGUGACAUCGAAGUGUCGCCGCUGAUACCUUGUUAGCAUCAUUUUGAGGACUGGCACAAGCCGCUUCUUCCAGCUGCCACCGCGCGACGUUCCAAACUUGACGAUAGAUUUUCGAGCUACUGAAACUUCACAUGUUUUGUUUCUUAUCGUUCCGCUCAAUCCAGCGAAUCUAUUUCCUGAGGACGCAAACUUCAAUAGUCAUUCGAAGAUUACUCGACUUUAACUCGUGAUCUAUCAGCCUAGUGAUCUAACUUGUUUCUGUUACUCAUUAAGUUUGACUGAUAGGGUCUCCAACCAUGUGUCGACGUUUCUCCCUUUGCCAAAGUGCUUUGGCAAUAUGACAUUUUGGCGACAUCUAGGUCAUUAGGGCCACGUUUCUAUAUCAUUUGCUUUACCGUUUUCGUAAACUUUCGAGAAAACUCCUGAAUAUAUCCAAUUACAUAUUACACUCAUUUGUGUAA
Molecule: messenger RNA, 2490 nt
Organism: Dermacentor albipictus
Lineage: Eukaryota; Metazoa; Arthropoda; Arachnida; Ixodida; Ixodidae
Biological process (GO): proteolysis
Molecular function (GO): metalloendopeptidase activity
Source: RefSeq, a predicted model, not a curated record